Molecule: messenger RNA, 5306 nt
Organism: Delphinapterus leucas (beluga whale)
Lineage: Eukaryota; Metazoa; Chordata; Mammalia; Artiodactyla; Monodontidae
Gene: PLCL1
Product: phospholipase C like 1 (inactive)
Biological process (GO): gamma-aminobutyric acid signaling pathway; phosphatidylinositol metabolic process; release of sequestered calcium ion into cytosol
Molecular function (GO): phosphatidylinositol-4,5-bisphosphate phospholipase C activity
Source: RefSeq, a predicted model, not a curated record
GCCGCCGCCGCCGCCGCCGCCGCCGCCGCCGCCGCCGCAGCCGCCGCACUUCCUGGGGCCACUGCGCCGCCAUCCGCGGGCAGGUGGUUGGUGCGCCGGGCAGCGGUCGCCGGGCUCCAGCCCCUCUCAGGCCGCGCGCGUCCCGGCCUCAGAGGCAGCCCGGCCAGGCGUCCGAUGCCUUUUGUCUGGCGCAGAGCGGGCGUUUGCAUCACGUUUCGGACACCUCCCCCUCCUUUUCGCCUCUCCUUCUCCCUGCCGCUCACAUCUCACUCCCGCCGCGGUCCCCCCAAGGACUGCCGGCCUCCUGGAUCAAAGCCCGCGGACGUCUCUACUCGAGCGAUGUCUCCUCUCCAGAAAGUUGCCGCCACCGCCGCAGCCACCGGGCGGUGAAACAAAGUCUGGCGCGGUCGCCUCCCGGUGCAUGAGCGCACCCGUGCCCAGCGGCUGGACUCCGCUGCCGGGCGUGCCGCCUCCUCCCGGGGAGCCCGAAACGCGCUCGGCUAUGGCCGAGGGCGCAGCCAGCAGGGAGGGUCCAGCGCCGACAGACGCGGCCGGGAGCGAAGACGACCCCCGAGUGGGCCCGGACGCCGCCUCCGGAGACGGCGUGGCGGCGGCCCCUGGGGGCCAGUGGAGGGACCGUCGCAGCGGGGUCGCGCUGCCCAGCGCUGCCGGGGCCCCGGCGGACAGCGAGGCCGGCCUCCUGGAGGCUGCGCGGGCGACCCCCCGGCGCAGCAGCAUCAUCAAGGAUCCUGCAAACCAAAAAUGUGGUGGAAGAAAGAAAACCGUGUCUUUCAGCAGCAUGCCAUCAGAAAAGAAAAUCAGUAGUGCGAGCGACUGCAUCAGCUUCAUGCAAGCUGGCUGUGAACUGAAGAAAGUACGGCCAAAUUCUCGCAUUUACAACCGUUUUUUCACACUGGACACAGACCUCCAAGCUCUUCGCUGGGAACCUUCCAAGAAAGACCUUGAGAAAGCUAAGCUUGAUAUUUCUGCCAUAAAAGAGAUCCGACUGGGGAAGAACACAGAAACAUUUAGAAACAAUGGCCUCGCUGACCAGAUUUGUGAGGACUGUGCCUUUUCCAUACUCCACGGGGAAAACUACGAGUCUCUGGACCUAGUUGCCAAUUCAGCAGAUGUAGCAAACAUCUGGGUGUCAGGGUUACGGUAUCUGGUUUCUCGAAGCAAGCAACCCCUUGAUUUUAUGGAGGGCAACCAGAACACACCAAGGUUUAUGUGGCUGAAAAAGGUGUUUGAAGUAGCAGAUAUUGAUGGGAAUGGGAUUAUGCUGGAAGACACCUCUGUAGAGUUAAUAAAACAACUCAACCCUACCCUGAAGGAAUCCAAGAUCAGGUUGAAGUUUAAAGAAAUCCAGAAGAGCAAAGAAAAGCUAACCACCCGAGUGACCGAAGAGGAGUUCUGUGAAGCUUUUUGUGAACUUUGCACCAGGCCAGAAGUGUAUUUCUUACUUGUACAGAUAUCUAAAAACAAAGAGUAUUUGGAUGCCAAUGAUCUCAUGCUUUUUUUAGAAGCUGAGCAAGGAGUCACCCAUAUUACCGAGGACAUGUGCUUGGACAUCAUUCGGAGAUAUGAGCUUUCUGAAGAGGGACGUCAGAAAGGGUUUCUUGCAAUUGAUGGCUUUACCCAGUAUUUGCUGUCACCAGAAUGUGACAUUUUUGAUCCUGAACAAAAAAAGGUUGCCCAAGAUAUGACCCAGCCAUUAUCUCACUAUUACAUCAACGCCUCUCACAACACCUAUCUCAUAGAAGACCAGUUCAGGGGGCCGGCUGACAUUAACGGGUAUGUUAGAGCUUUGAAAAUGGGCUGUCGAAGCAUUGAACUUGAUGUAAAUGAUGGUUCAGACAAUGAACCAAUCCUUUGUAAUCGAAAUAACAUGACAACACACCUUUCCUUUCGAAGCGUCAUAGAGGUGAUAAAUAAAUUUGCCUUUGUGGCUUCUGAGUACCCACUCAUUCUUUGCUUGGGGAAUCACUGCUCCCUACCCCAGCAGAAGGUAAUGGUUCAACAGAUGAAAAAGGUCUUUGGCAGUAAACUCUAUACUGAAGCACCUUUGCCGUCAGAAUCCUACCUCCCAUCACCAGAAAAAUUAAAAAGAAUGAUCAUUGUGAAAGGAAAGAAAUUGCCUUCUGAUCCAGAUGUUUUAGAAGGAGAAGUUACAGACGAAGAUGAAGAAGCUGAAAUGUCUCGAAGGAUGUCAGUAGAUUACAAUGGUGAGCAGAAACAAAUCUUGCUGUGUAGGGAGCUCUCUGACUUGGUGUCUAUCUGUAAAUCUGUUCAGUACAGGGAUUUUGAACUAUCUAUGAAAAGCCAAAACUAUUGGGAGAUUUGUUCAUUUAGUGAAACAGAGGCCAGCCGAAUUGCAAAUGAAUACCCAGAGGAUUUUGUAAAUUAUAAUAAGAAGUUCUUAUCACGAAUCUAUCCAAGUGCCAUGAGAAUCGAUUCCAGUAACUUGAAUCCACAGGACUUUUGGAAUUGUGGCUGUCAGAUUGUGGCAAUGAAUUUCCAGACUCCGGGUCCAAUGAUGGACCUUCACACAGGCUGGUUUCUUCAAAAUGGAGGAUGUGGUUAUGUUCUAAGGCCGUCUAUCAUGCGAGAUGAAGUUUCUUACUUCAGUGCAAAUACAAAGGGCAUUGUACCUGGGGUGUCUCCUCUAGUGCUUCAUAUUAAGAUCAUCAGUGGUCAGAACUUCCCAAAGCCCAAGGGAGCUUGUGCCAAAGGGGAUGUCAUAGAUCCCUACGUGUGUAUAGAGAUACAUGGGAUUCCAGCCGACUGUUCAGAACAAAGAACUAAAACUGUACAGCAAAACAGUGAUAAUCCUAUUUUUGAUGAGACAUUUGAGUUUCAAGUGAACCUGCCUGAGCUGGCCAUGAUCCGUUUUGUGGUUCUCGAUGACGACUAUAUUGGGGAUGAAUUUAUAGGGCAAUAUACAAUACCGUUUGAAUGUUUGCAGCCUGGAUAUCGGCAUGUUCCCCUCCGCUCCUUUGUGGGUGACAUCAUGGAGCACGUGACUCUUUUUGUCCACAUAGCAAUAACUAAUAGAAGUGGAGGAGGAAAGCCACAGAAGCGCAGCCUUUCAGUGAGAAUGGGGAAGAAAGUUCGGGAGUAUACCAUGCUCAGGAAUAUCGGUCUUAAAACAAUAGAUGACAUCUUUAAGGUAGCAGUUCAUCCCUUACGAGAAGCCAUAGAUAUGAGAGAAAAUAUGCAGAACGCCAUAGUGUCUGUUAAAGAACUGUGCGGACUCCCUCCAAUUGCCAGUCUGAAGCAGUGCCUGUUGACCCUGUCCUCUCGGCUCAUCACCAGUGACAAUACUCCUUCCGUCUCUCUUGUGAUGAAAGACAACUUUCCUCAUCUGGAGCCUCUGGGGGCAAUUCCAGAUGUGCAGAAAAAGAUGCUGGCUGCCUAUGAUCUGAUGAUCCAAGAGAGCCGGUUUCUCAUAGAAAUGGCAGACACAGUCCAGGAAAAGAUUGUGCAGUGUCAGAAAGCAGGGAUGGAGUUCCAUGAGGACCUUCAUAAUCUGGGGGCAAAAGAAGGCUUGAAAGGAAGAAAACUCAACAAAGCAACUGAGAGCUUUGCUUGGAACAUUACAGUACUGAAGGGCCAAGGAGAUCUGUUGAAGAAUGCCAAGAAUGAAGCUAUAGAGAACAUGAAGCAGAUCCAGCUGGCGUGCUUGUCUUGUGGCCUUAGUAAAGCCCCCAGCAGUGGUGCCGAGGCCAAGAGCAAGCGCAGCCUGGAGGCCAUAGAGGAGAAGGAGAGCAGCGAGGACAAUGGGAAGCUGUGACCCUGAGUGGCAGCCACGCCUUCACCCAGGCUUCCUGCCAAGGACUCUGGUUUUUCCUUCUGGUUUUCUUUCUUUAAGCUUUUUAGAAGUUCACAGAAAGAUGCCCUCUCUGGGGUAUUGGACAUAAACAGAUAUUUUCACAAUUUCAGUAUUUUAACAUAGUUAAUUUAUCUAAGUUAAAACCUUUAGUAGCAGUGUUUUAAAAUUCUGAGAUGUGUGUACACACUCACGUAUGGAUGUGGGCGGAAGUGUGUGUAUGUGUGUGUGUGUGUGAGAGAGCGAGAGACAGAGAUAGAGAGAGAGAGACAGAGAGGGAGAGAGAGAGAGAGCAAAAGAGAAAGGCUGAGGGAGGUGGGGACGGGAGAGAGAGAUUGAGAUGCUGUUAAAAUCUAUUCUGUGUUGCAUUAUUCAUUUAGUAACUUAUUACUUUAUCAUUUUGGGACAAAUUUGUUAAUCUGAAAUUCUAAAGAGCACUUCACUAUAACCUGUUGCUGUGUUUAAUUUUACUUCUCUACCUUUAUCAUUUAAUUUGGAGAUCGUAACACAGCUUAUAAUUGAAGGAAGCCAAAUUUAUCAUGCAUAGAUGUUUUAAUAGAUUAAAUAUAGAUUAGACAAAUUCCUAAGAAUCACAGUAGAAAUAAAAGUGAAUGAAGGAUAAACAAAUGAUCAGAAUUUCUGGGAAGAUCGGCAAAGUCUUCAGUUAGUGAACUCUUUAAAAAUAUUUAUUAAAUAAAAUCAAUUUUUAGAAAGUUUUCUGUAGUUGUUUACUUUUCAAUGGAAAAGCUGAUCUGAAGUGAACUUAUACCCACUUAUGUGGUACUCUGAAACACCAUGAAAAUUCUGUUGAAAUUAGGAUUUUGAUGUGACAACGAUAUUCAGUUAUGAAAUUUCAAGGUUGUGAUUUAUAGGAAGGUCUCAUUCUUCCUAACUGCGAAUCUUAGCAUUCAUUUUCUAUAACACACAUGGGCAGCUAGGAGGUCUUGACUUUCAUUGCAUUUAAUUGAGCACUAAAUUUAAAUUUAAAGACAUUGUUCAAACAAUAUCAUAUCAUCACCUUGAGCUGAUAUAAAUUCUGUGGGUCAGAUAACAUUGUGAUGAUUUAAGGACUAACCAAUUACAAAGUAUCUAUGAUAUAAUUUUAACACAUGCAGAAAAACAUACACACAAAAGAAGCAAAUGACUAAUUAGGGUACAUUUAUAAUUGCAUCCAGAUCAUUUUUACCCUAAUAUCUUCAGAAAGUACUUGAGUGUAAUAUGUUUGUUACCUCCAACAGAACUAAAUGUUCUAUGGUUAUGAAAAUAUAUCUAUUUAAAACAUUGCUUUUAUUUUGAAAAGCUUCUUAAUUAAUUUGGUUAACAAAUAUGCUAAUUUGGGGGAACCUAGGGAAGAUCAUUGUUGAAAUUUUGCAAAUAUAAACAUCUUCUAUAGCAACUGUGUUAAGUUAUUUCUGACUUCUUAACACUAUUAUGUUCAUGUUGCACAUUACUGAGAGAGUAAAGAUAUGAAACAACA